UAAAUAACCAUAGCUACUUGAAAAACUUUAUCAAGCUAAGGGUGAAAAAUACUUAAUAAGGGCAUCAUAUUUCACAUAGAAAAAUAGCAAAGUUAACAUUGCUUGAUUGUUUGUGUAUUACUAAAUGGAGCCGUCACAAAACCAAUCAAAAGUAGAUGAAAGUAUGGGAAUUAUAGUGGAAAAAAACCCUUCAAAAUCAAGACUAGCUGAAUUAGGCAUUACUUCUUGGCCCAAAUGGGCUUGUGCAGCAGGGAAAUACAAGUUGAGAUAUGAUGCAGAAGAGACAUGUUAUUUGGUGAAAGGCAAAGUUAGGGCAUACCCAAAAAGGAAAGGUGGGCAGUCAACAGAAUCAACAACAUCCUAUGUUGAAUUUGGAGCAGGAGAUCUUGUUACCUUCCCUCAAGGACUUAGUUGUACUUGGGAUGUUUCUCUUGCUGUUGAUAAAUUUUAUACAUUUCAUCCUUCUUCUUCUUCACCUCCACAUCCUUAGGAAUACUUGGCUCAUGUGACACUCUCUCUAUGCAUAACAAAUGUCGUCUUAUUUGGAAUUUACACAAAUAUUAACGUAAGGAGACUCCAAUAAAAAUGUCCACAUCGAGACAUUUGAGGGUGAACUGACCUAAAAGAAAUAAAACGCUUACUCUGAAUUAGAGGGAGUAUCAAUCUUUUGUUAUUUAAUCCUCACCAUAUACUAAAUUAUAAUGAUAUAGUUAUACAUUUAUAGAUGCAAUUAUGUAAUUUACCAUGAAUUGUAAAAAAAUGGUAGUUUGUCUUAUUUCAUUGGCGAAGUUAUUGAUUGAGUUUGUUUAUUAAAAUCACUAUGACAAAAAGGUUGAGUUUGAA
Molecule: messenger RNA, 843 nt
Organism: Amaranthus tricolor (Joseph's coat)
Lineage: Eukaryota; Viridiplantae; Streptophyta; Magnoliopsida; Caryophyllales; Amaranthaceae
Exons: 2
Coding region: 125-490 (121 amino acids)
Source: RefSeq, a predicted model, not a curated record